CAAAAUGUCAUUUGUUAAGCCAAUGGGAAAACACCACGUAAAGUUUUCCCAAUAAUAAAAUAACCAACAAUGAGAGAGAGCAAAUUAGUUGUAUAUUAAAAGUUGAAAAGUAAGGUGUGGGAUUAGAAUAACGCGGAAUUCACGUGAAAUAUAAUAAAACGUUGCAAAAUUUGUUAAGGAAAAUAAAUAUUUUGAAGAGUAACCCAUUUAAAUAUAAGCAUCAAAUUCAACAUGCGAUUAUUGGUAAUAUUAGCCAUAGUAGCUCUUGUUGGGUUUUGUAUCGGCGAAGAGAAAAAGGAAAAGGAUAAAGAUAUUGGUACUGUAAUAGGCAUCGAUUUAGGUACUACUUAUUCUUGUGUGGGUGUUUAUAAGAACGGACGAGUUGAAAUAAUAGCCAACGAUCAGGGUAAUCGUAUUACACCAUCUUAUGUGGCAUUUACAGCAGAUGGAGAGCGUUUGAUUGGCGAUGCUGCUAAAAACCAAUUGACUACCAAUCCUGAAAACACAGUAUUUGAUGCCAAACGUUUAAUUGGUCGAGAAUGGUCAGAUACAAAUGUACAACAUGAUAUUAAAUUUUUCCCAUUUAAAGUUGUUGAAAAGAAUUCCAAGCCGCAUAUUAGCGUUUCUACAUCACAGGGCAAUAAAAUUUUUGCACCAGAAGAAAUUUCUGCUAUGGUGUUAACGAAAAUGAAAGAGACUGCUGAAGCAUAUCUUGGUAAGAAGGUAACCCAUGCUGUUGUUACUGUACCAGCUUAUUUUAAUGAUGCCCAACGUCAAGCCACGAAAGAUGCUGGCGUUAUUGCUGGUUUGAAUGUUAUGCGUAUAAUCAACGAACCAACUGCUGCAGCCAUUGCAUAUGGGUUAGACAAGAAGGAGGGAGAGAAGAAUGUUUUGGUGUUUGAUUUGGGUGGUGGUACUUUCGAUGUUUCGCUUUUGACCAUUGAUAACGGCGUGUUUGAAGUAGUCGCGACAAACGGUGAUACUCACUUAGGCGGGGAAGAUUUUGAUCAACGUGUUAUGGAUCAUUUUAUCAAGUUAUAUAAGAAGAAAAAGGGGAAAGAUAUUCGUAAAGAUAACCGCGCUGUACAAAAAUUGCGUCGUGAAGUAGAAAAAGCAAAACGGGCUCUUUCUGGCUCUCAUCAAGUACGUAUUGAAAUUGAGUCUUUUUUUGAAGGUGAAGACUUUUCAGAAACUUUAACGCGAGCGAAAUUUGAAGAAUUGAAUAUGGAUCUUUUCCGUUCAACGUUAAAACCUGUACAAAAAGUAUUGGAAGAUGCAGAUAUGAAUAAAAAGGAUGUACAUGAAAUAGUUUUAGUUGGUGGCUCUACACGUAUUCCUAAAGUACAACAAUUAGUUAAAGAUUUCUUUGGCGGUAAAGAACCUUCUCGUGGUAUAAAUCCAGAUGAAGCUGUUGCAUAUGGUGCUGCUGUACAAGCAGGUGUCCUGUCAGGUGAACAGGAUACUGACGCUAUUGUUUUACUAGAUGUUAAUCCAUUAACAAUGGGUAUUGAAACUGUUGGCGGAGUUAUGACAAAAUUAAUUCAACGUAAUACUGUAAUUCCUACCAAGAAAUCUCAAAUUUUUUCGACCGCUUCUGAUAAUCAACAUACAGUCACUAUUCAAGUAUAUGAAGGUGAACGACCAAUGACAAAAGAUAAUCAUUUGUUAGGUAAAUUUGAUUUAACUGGAAUUCCACCAGCUCCACGCGGUAUUCCACAAAUUGAAGUAUCCUUUGAAAUUGAUGCUAACGGCAUUUUGCAAGUAAGUGCUGAAGAUAAAGGAACUGGCAAUAAAGAAAAAAUUGUCAUAACAAAUGAUCAAAAUCGUUUGACACCUGAGGAUAUUGAUCGCAUGAUUCGCGACGCUGAAAAGUUUGCCGACGAAGACAAAAAAUUAAAAGAGAAAGUCGAUUCGCGUACUGAGUUAGAAUCGUAUGCAUAUAGUUUAAAGAACCAAAUAAGCGAUAAAGAAAAAUUAGGUGCCAAAUUGAACGAUGACGAGAAAACAAAAAUUGAAUCUGCCAUUGAUGAGACCAUUAAAUGGAUGGAACAAAACGUGGAUGUAGAUGCAGAAGAAAACAAAAAGCAGAAAAAAGACUUAGAAGGCAUUGUUCAACCAAUUAUUGCUAAAUUGUACCAAGGCGCUGGUGGUGUUCCACCCUCUGAAGAUAGUGAUAAUUUGAAAGAUGAACUGUAAAGUGUAGUUAUACCAUUUAGUUUUAAUGGAACUUUGAAAUCAACUUAGACUGAUUCGCACUUAAUUAACUGUUUAAUUUGUUUGAUAACUUUGCAACAUUCAUUUGUAAUAAGCUACCAUAAACUCUUCGAUUUUUACGAAGCGUUUUAUAAUUUAUUUCGAUUAAAAAUAAUAUAAACAUA
Molecule: messenger RNA, 2378 nt
Organism: Teleopsis dalmanni
Lineage: Eukaryota; Metazoa; Arthropoda; Insecta; Diptera; Diopsidae
Gene: Hsc70-3
Product: endoplasmic reticulum chaperone BiP
Exons: 4
Coding region: 232-2196 (654 amino acids)
Biological process (GO): protein refolding; cellular response to unfolded protein; endoplasmic reticulum unfolded protein response
Cellular component (GO): cytoplasm; membrane; endoplasmic reticulum chaperone complex
Molecular function (GO): ATP hydrolysis activity; heat shock protein binding; misfolded protein binding
Source: RefSeq, a predicted model, not a curated record